CCAAGCCGAGUUCCGGUUCCGGUGGCUGCGGCCGCAGGCGGGCAGUGAAGCUGGGUUCAGCGCACUCUUACCACUUCAGGUCGGCGCCUGCCCUCUGCCGCACUCUGGGUGGCCACACCUCGGGGGCCUGUGCUGCCCCCGACACCCUUUCCGGGCGAUGGUACCGCCCGAGGGCGCGUCCGUCCCCCGCCGUCGCUGACCCGGGUCCCCCGCUCCAUGGCCGCCUCGGCGCCGCCCCCACCGGACAAGCUGGAGGGAGGUGGCGGCCCCGCACCACCCCCUGCGCCGCCCAGCACCGGGAGGAAGCAGGGCAAGGCCGGUUUGCAAAUGAAGAGCCCAGAAAAGAAGCGAAGGAAGUCGAACACUCAGGGCCCUGCAUACUCGCAUCUGACGGAGUUUGCGCCACCCCCGACUCCUAUGGUGGAUCACCUGGUUGCAUCCAACCCUUUUGAGGAUGACUUCGGAGCCCCUAAGGUGGGGGGCGCGGCCCCUCCAUUUCUUGGCAGUCCUGUCCCCUUUGGAGGCUUCCGUGUACAGGGGGGCAUGGCAGGCCAAGUACCCCCAGGCUACGGCACUGGAGGUGGAGGGGGUCCACAGCCUCUUCGUCGACAGCCCCCCCCUUUCCCUCCCAACCCUAUGGGCCCUGCUUUCAACAUGCCCCCACAGGGCCCUGGCUACCCACCCCCAGGCAACAUGAACUUUCCUAGCCAACCCUUCAACCAGCCUCUGGGUCAAAACUUUAGCCCUCCCGGUGGGCAGAUGAUGCCAGGCCCGGUUGGGGGCUUUGGUCCCAUGAUCUCACCCACCAUGGGACAACCCCCCAGAGGGGAGCUGGGCCCUCCUCUCCCCCAGCGCUUUGCCCAGCCAGGAGCACCUUUUGGCCCUUCUCUUCAGAGACCUGGUCAGGGCCUCCCCAGCCUGCCCCCCAACACAAGUCCCUUUUCCGGUCCGGACCCUGGCUUUCCCGGCACUGGCGGUGAGGACGGGGGGAAGCCCUUGAAUCCACCUGCUCCCACUGCUUUUCCUCAGGAGCCCCACUCGGGCUCCCCUGCUGCCGCCGUUAAUGGGAGUCAGCCCAGUUUCCCCCCGAACAGCAGUGGGCGCGGUGGGGGCACUCCAGAUGCCAACAGUUUGGCGCCCCCUGGCAAGGCAGGUGGGGGCUCAGGGCCCCAGCCUCCUCCGGGCCUGGUGUACCCGUGCGGUGCCUGUCGGAGCGAGGUGAACGAUGACCAGGACGCCAUUCUGUGUGAGGCCUCCUGCCAGAAGUGGUUCCACCGAGAGUGCACGGGCAUGACUGAGAGCGCCUAUGGGCUGCUGACCACUGAAGCUUCUGCAGUCUGGGCCUGCGAUCUCUGCCUCAAGACCAAGGAGAUCCAGUCGGUCUAUAUCCGAGAGGGCAUGGGGCAGCUGGUGGCUGCCAACGAUGGGUGACACUGGCCAGGUGACCCAGGGAAGUGCAUACAUUCCUCCCUGCUCUUCCAGGGUGAUUGUUUCGCGUCUGGCUCUUAGUCCUUGUUUCCACUGGUGUCCCAUCCCCCUGGAGCAGAAACACAGUGGCUCCUGGGGGCAGAAGAGGAACUGGGGUGGGCAGGCAGGAGAACCUGGAUCACUCACUGUUGUGGGAACUUUCACGUGGAGAUCUACAGAGAUCCAGGAAACCAAAGCCCUGCUGAGCAGAGCCACCUUUUGUUGGCAGUCUCCGGAAGCCUCUAGGGGUAUGGCUGCAAGAGAGAAGAGGCUGGAGAAAGAUCUGGAAGGCAGAGAUGUCCCCUCCGCAGAUGGAUGGACGUCCCAAACACCUGUGCCUAACAUGCCUCUAUCUAGCCCCACAGCUCCAGCCUUAGUUUUUGGAGUCAAGUGUUAAGGGUUUCCGGCCAGAGGAGUUCCGGUCUCUUCCCAUUCCCUACAACAGCCCUUCCAUGGGCUCUGAGAGACAGCAUUGGGGGAUAAAAAGGGAUGUUCCCCUUUUUCUACUUUCCCCUUACCACCUCCAAAACCUGCUCAACUCUUCCCCACUCGGAGAACCAAAUAGUCUGAAGAAACAGGAGUUCUUGGCCACGGCAUUUUCUUGGUGAUUUGGGGCUUCGAGACAGUAGGUAAAGGAUGCUGUCGGGACACAUUUCCCUCAUACCAAAGUCACUGGUCCUUUCUCAGCCUUUCUCGAGCUUUUCUGCUAAUGACCAUAUUUUUUUUUUGCCAAAAACUGGGAUAUGUGGUCUGACAGACCAGAGUAUUUGGAAGUUUGGACAGCCCUGGAAGCCCUUACAGUGUUGUGCCCCGGCCCUGCCCAGCUGUUGCACAUCGUUCUCAGCGUUGGUCCUCAACUUCCGGUGCCCUCCUUCCCCCACCUCUCUGGCUUGAUUGCAGGAGAAAGCUUGAAAGGGCUCAGGGCCCUUAUACCUCAUUUCUUCUGAUAAAAGGAUCCCUGUCACAGCCUGUGGGUGGGGGAAGCAGCAGGACCCUCGUUGCCAAGGUACUGAAAUGCAGUUCAGAGCUUGGGUAUUCUCUCUUCCCCUGCUCCUUUAUAUCCUCAGGCCAGGUGUUCAGUACUCAUUUCUCAGGCAGAAUCCAAUGCUGUGCUUUGUUUUUAUUUUAAAGCACUGCCUGCCAGAGAUAAAGCCUGGGGCCUGUUGAGGAGCCCCUCACAGCUGAUCUUUAAGCGCUCCUGCACACAUUGCUCAGUGGGGCGGGGAGGGUUAGUGGUUGCCCAGACCCCAGCACGUGCAGAGGAGACAGGUAACGCUGCAGAACUCGGCUUGCCUGUCUAGUGCAGCCAGCCAGCCUUUGAGGCUGUGGGAAGAAAGGAGGGGCCUGUGGCCUCUUUGGGUCCCCACCCCCAACUUUAAAACAACAGAGAGUGGCCCCUCUGCUGGUCUUUGUGUUGUGUUUGUGGUUCUGUUGCCCCUUUCAUCUGUUGCUAUUUUUGUGCUGCCUUCCCCCACAUCAGCAUUUUGUAAAGUGGCUCCUGUGGGAAGCCUGCUCAGUCCCUCCCUCACUGUUUUGGAAGAAAGUGGGGGUGGCAGAGUUGAGGUGGUGGGAGAGGGGUCUUUUGUACUGUUGGAUUAAUAAAAUGACUUGAAAAUCCAGA
This is a messenger RNA of Phyllostomus discolor (pale spear-nosed bat), 3088 nucleotides long. RefSeq names its product pygopus family PHD finger 2 (gene PYGO2). The record is from RefSeq and is a predicted model, not a curated record. Bases 217 to 1431 code for a protein of 404 amino acids. Gene Ontology annotation, biological process: kidney development; spermatid nucleus differentiation. Lineage: Eukaryota; Metazoa; Chordata; Mammalia; Chiroptera; Phyllostomidae. The transcript is spliced from 3 exons.